Molecule: messenger RNA, 629 nt
Organism: Microdochium trichocladiopsis
Lineage: Eukaryota; Fungi; Ascomycota; Sordariomycetes; Xylariales; Microdochiaceae
Exons: 1
Coding region: 86-400 (104 amino acids)
Source: RefSeq, a predicted model, not a curated record
GCGAGCGCUUGGCUGUACUUAUGGCCGGAGUGCUCUAUAGGGCUGAGUGCCAGCUCUCUUGGUCAUCCUCGUGAUAGCGACAGGGAUGCCAUGCAGACAGAGCCCUCCAGCUUGCCCUCUAUUUGCAGGGAGCAGGGUGGGCUCCGCGAACUCCGUUCUCCGCACUUCGUCAGCUCGCAAGAAGUUGCGCUGGAGGAGGGUCCGCACGGCCUGGGCUCGACAGGAUGCUGAUCUCUGGGCAGCAGCACUGCGGAGCACGACACCUAGCCCCAUGAGGGAGUUCCGAUCCCUGUCACACCGUUACAUGGCACUCCAGUUUGACAAUGGACCACUUCCUGGCUGUGCAAAGUCCGAGCAAGCCUACCACAUACUGGGCCAGAGGGGGGGCGGUUGCGCUUAAGGAAGGUCUCGAGGCGCAACAAUGGAAGCUUCCGUGACCUCCUGCGGCAAUUCCGUACCCAGUACAACAGAGACAAGCAAGAUUGGCUCGUCAGACCAUUCGCUCAUAGCCCAGCCAGGAGAAUCGACAAAUCAAAAAUGCUGGUGUACGGCUCCAAGCGGUCCGGUUUUCAAAGCAACGGCCACCUUGCAAGUCAUAAGUGAUGCUUAUCGUUUCAGCUUCACUCACU